Pistacia vera is the source of this 2413-nucleotide messenger RNA. RefSeq lists its product as uncharacterized. The transcript has 10 exons. The record is from RefSeq and is a predicted model, not a curated record. Lineage: Eukaryota; Viridiplantae; Streptophyta; Magnoliopsida; Sapindales; Anacardiaceae. The coding region runs from base 63 to 2270 and encodes 735 amino acids.
CCAGUACCACUUCUCACUCACGCUCCUUCAUCAAGCCCUCUUUCGCUUUCUUUCUUUACGCCAUGGACGAAGAGAUCCAGAUUGAGGGCGCACAAUCUCUCGGAGACGACUUCUACGAGAAGAUUGAAGCCCCCAAGUUCGUGGACCUCACCGCACCUGAUCGCCACCGUUCUUCAAUCGAAGAUCGCUACUGGUUUUGCCUCCGUGUCGGUUGUGACCAAAAGCAUGAAGAAGAAAUGGAUUCUGAAGCGAUCUACAAGAAUUUUGUUCUUCGGGUCAUGGCUGCAAGGAGUCCAAAUGUUCGGCUUCGGAAAGCACUCUAUGGAAAAAAAUCAAGUGCAAAUGCGAAAUGUCCGCUUACAGUUCCAGCAAAACCUUCGAGGUCUAGAGUGUCAAGAUUGGCGCUGAUCUCCUCCAUAUCUCAAAAGAUGGUUGAUGGUAAAGUCAAAGGCAGAGCUCUUCCUAAGCAUGGUGGAACGCCAAUGGGGAAGGAAAAACAAUCAUCUGUUUUAGCCAAGUGUCUGACCAGUCCACGGAACAAAAAACGCCUCUCGAAUCAUGGUACAUUUCAUACUGUUAGAAAUCCAAAACCAACAACCAUUGCAGUUCCAAAGAAUAGAAUUGUGGCCAAGGCUCUGGUAUUUCAUUCACCAAAGAAGACAGUCAGGAUAAAGACUUCUGCAGAGUUGAGUAGUCGUAUGAGGACAAUAUGUGCAGGGAUGAAGAAGCUUGAAAUCACUAGUGGAAAGAAGAAUCUAUCUAACUGUAAUAAACCACUGCCUGUAGAUGCUUCAAGAAAACAAUUUAGAGGCCGAGAGGUCAAAAGCCGGGUCUAUGAUUCCCUGCGCUCCCAAAAUUGCCGGUCAAAGGAGGCCAAAUCUGCAAAAUGUUUGAAGAAAAAGGAUAAGGAGAAGGAUUUACUGCAGGCUUGCUGUACUGCUCCCGGUGAAGAGACUGAAAAUGACUCCAGUGACAUGGAGAUUGAAGGGAAAUCGAGAAAUGGUUCUCUUGAAGUAUGCUCGACAUCAGGUACUUGUAAGACUAAUGAAAGCAAUAAAGACAAGGAAUGUUUAGUAACUCUGAAGGUUGAGAACGAAGGCGAAGCUUUAUCAGACGCCUCAACAGGUGAUACAACCUCUCUUUCAAAUUGUGGAGAGAGGGAUAAAGGAGAACAUGAUAUUGCAGACUUCCCAGUUCCAAGUGAAGAGGACAGUAAGACAAACGAAGGAAGCAGUGUGGAGAACAACCAAAUUAAACCAACUCUGGAGAAGAGGGUCAUGCCUGGAGUCAUUAAGAAUGAUGAAAAUGAAAAUGCAUCUGAUGAUAAAGAAAAUACAGGUGAAGUCAUGCGCAACUGUGAUAACAAGGAAAAUGCGGGUGAAGUCAUGAACAACUGUGAUGACAAGGAAAAUGCUUCAUCUUCUGAUGGUAACAGAAAAAUGGAUCUAAAAUCCAGCCAUAUGGAAAAGAAGAAAACUCUUGGCAUUCAUGAAGAGCAGAGAAGCACUCGAAUGCGAAUGAAAGGAAUGGGCAAGACAUCUAAAGGGAACUCCACUGCUGCUGUUGCAUGUGCUGAAGGGGUGAACUAUAGAAAACCUAAGCUCACAAAUCCCAAGCCAUUUAGGCUAAGAACUGAUGAAAGACGAAUUCUUAAGGAGGCAAACUUGGAGAAGAAACUACAUCGUGAUGAACCUCCGAAAGAAAUCACAAAAAUUGUGAAAUCCCCUGGUGGAAACUUGCAGAGGAGACCUCAGAAUGCAGUUAUCCAAAGAGAUGAAAAGUGCAUUGAACAAAUUGAGUGUACCAGUGAUGGACAUGAAGGCAGUGAAAAAGAACCGCAAAGAAUGGGCAUACAGACUCCAGAAGGAGCAAUACGAAAAAAAUCCACAACUCCACAGAGACGUAUGGUUGCAGCUUCAGAGAAGGAAUUUAGCCAAGAUAAAGAGGCUAAAAGAUCUGAGGGAAGCUUGAAAAGGACCAAGUUAUCAUAUAUGAAAGCGCUGGCAAGGACUCGAGGGAUUGAAUCGAGUAAGAAGAAAACAAUUAAUUCACGGUUGGCAGCUGGUCAACUUGGUGUAAUAAAGGAAUCAUCUCCUACAGUCUCUAGAACCAAGGUAGCAGCAAAACCAAUGGACAAUGGUGCUUCCCAGGCAGUCAACAAAACUCUUACUCCUACGACGUCCUCAAUGAGAAGAAAACCUACCACUCCAAAGGAGCCACACUUCCAUAAUGUCCAUGUUCCAAAGAGUUGCGUGAGGAGAGUAGCUUAACUACUUGGUUGUGGGUAUGUUGUUGUUGUGUUCAAUUGUUUAUUGAAUUAGAAUUGCUUUUUUAGCCGCUCUUUCCUUUAAGCAAUUGUGAGUUGUAGCAUUGGCAUAUACAUACAUUGUAUAGAUGUGUAUUCAUUCAUUUA